GCUGUUGAUCGCCAAAAACAUUUCUCUUCCGCCAAGACGCAUGGCAGAACCGGAAAAGGGGCGUGCCACUGACGAGAGGCGUUGCCAAGGCCGCCCCGAUCCCAAUCCCAAUCCACCCAAAACCCUGAUCCACAAGGAGCAAAACCAUCCACCACAAUCACACCGAAAUGCACAGAAAAGCCACAGACGGGUGGGAUCACACCGAUCUUCGGACGAGCGGCCAUCUCUGCCGGAAAUCAUAGUGGCGGGGAAGUACCGCCUGGUAAAGCGAAUCGGAAACGGUUCCUUCGGCGAACUGUUCAGCGCCGAAGGACUCAAGUACGGCGAGCAGGUGGCCAUAAAAGUGGAGAGCGCUGGGGUCAAGUAUCCGAUGCUGCCCCGCGAAGCGAAGAUCUACGGGGUCCUGAGGGGCGGGGUGGGAAUCCCCCACGUGCGGCACUACGGGACCGAGGGGGCCUACAAUGUCAUGGUAAUGGAUCUGCUGGGCCCCACCCUGGAGGACCUCCUGAACUUCUGCGCGCGCACCUUUAGCAUGAAGACCACGCUGAUGCUGGCCGAUCAGAUCCUGGCCCGCGUGGAGUACCUCCACCGCAAGUACUUCAUCCACCGGGACAUCAAGCCGGACAACUUCCUGAUGGGCCUGGGCCGCCAUCGCACCCAGGUCUUCAUGAUCGACUUCGGGCUGGCCAAGAAGUUCUACAGCCUGCGCUCGCAGCAGCACAUCGGGUACUCGGAUAACCGGAACCUGGUGGGCACGGCGCGGUAUGCCAGUAUCCGAGCCCACUAUGCGGAGCAGGGGCGACGGGACGACCUGGAGUCCGUGGGCUACCUGCUGCUCUACUUUCGGCGGGGUCGCCUUCCGUGGCAGGGAAUCCGGGCGCAGUCACAUGCCCAGAAAUACGAGAGGAUAGCCGAGUCCAAGGCGAGUCUCCCACUGCAAACUCUUUGUUCUGGCUUUCCCACAGAGUUCUACCUGUACCUCAAGUACUGCCGCAGGCUGCCCUUCGACCAAAAGCCGGACUAUGUGUAUCUGCGCCAGCUUUUCAAGGUGCUCUUCCGAAACCAGAUGAUGUUGUACGACUUCUUGUACGACUGGGUCGCUUUGCAGAAGCAAACGGGUCAAAGGAUCACGGAAAGGCAAACAAAUGGGGAUCGGCAAAGAGAUAUACAUUUAGAGAGGGACAGGAAUGGGAAUCGAAAUGAGAAAUGGGUUGGGGAGCAGGCUCCUGAUUCGGAAAGGAAUCAAAAUACAAAUAGGGACAAGAGGCCGGAGCGAACUGGAAAUACAAUCAGGGAACGCGACCGGAAUGGGAAUCGAGGAAAAGACCGUAAUCACGAGGACAAAUCCCCAAAGAAGGAACGCAAGGCCUGCUCCUGCAGCUACCACCGGCACAAGAAUCGCCUCCGAGAUCGCCGGCUGGAGCUGCAGACCGAGCGGAGGCGGAUUCAUCCGGAGCAGCCCGAGAAAUCCCACCGGAUGCCGCCCUGCCCUUGAUGCUACGCGUUGUAUAUGUCUCUGCGUGUUGUUAAUUAACUGCCGAGCAACUAUAUUAAGCAUGACUUACCCAUUCACCAGUCCCAAAUCCUUUGUUCGUCGAGUCAACGGUUCGGGUAAUUGGCAAGUUUUGCCUGGGAAAAGAGAAGCCAUCUGGCAACUUUGCAAACAAUAAGGGCGGAACUUUGUGGGGCGUCCUGGAAGAGAAA
Drosophila rhopaloa is the source of this 1704-nucleotide messenger RNA. RefSeq names its product casein kinase I. The coding region runs from base 41 to 1495 and encodes 484 amino acids. The record is from RefSeq and is a predicted model, not a curated record. Gene Ontology annotation, biological process: signal transduction; peptidyl-serine phosphorylation; endocytosis. Gene Ontology annotation, molecular function: protein serine/threonine kinase activity; ATP binding. The transcript has a single exon. NCBI's taxonomy places the organism in Eukaryota, Metazoa, Arthropoda, Insecta, Diptera, Drosophilidae. Gene Ontology annotation, cellular component: cytoplasm; nucleus.